AUGCAGAGCAGAGGUCUGCAAAGACCCUCCAAAGGGGAGACAGAAGAUGAUCUUCUCCGUGCUCAGAAGCAAAUGCUGGGGAUGGGCGAGAAUGAGGUUCCCUCGGCCACAGUAAUCAGGACUGGGCCUCCAACUAUCAGGCGUAGUGGGUUAGGCGACGGUACCGCCAUGCAAGCGAAUAAGAGCCAUGCGGUCAAAGAAGUCAGACGAGAACGUGAUGAGAGUCGACA
Messenger RNA from Sphaeroforma arctica JP610, 230 nucleotides. RefSeq lists its product as hypothetical. The transcript has a single exon. The annotation marks the transcript as partial. The record is from RefSeq and is a predicted model, not a curated record. NCBI's taxonomy places the organism in Eukaryota, Ichthyosporea, Ichthyophonida.